AUGCAUCUGAGUGAGAACGAGGGAAUCGAGGGUAACACCUUCGUGGUGACGGGGGGGCUGGGGUUCGUCGGCGCCGCCCUCUGUCUGGAGCUGCUGCGGCGGGGAGCCGCGCAGGUACGGUCGCUCGACCUCCGCCGUGAAUCUCCAUGGUCCGCCGAUCUUCGCUGUUCCGGCGUCCAGUGCGUCCAAGGUCGGUUGCGAUCCAUCUCUCAUCGUUUUCCUCUCGCUCUUUCUCUUCUUCUUUUCUUGGAUAAUCGGGGCUAUAAUUCGCGUCUUUUUCUCUUUCACUGUUUUCCCUAGAGGAAUUGAUGUAGAUCUGGGGGAAUUCCCCAACCUCGCUCAUUUCCCUCAAAAGUUUUGACAAGGAGAAAAAUCAUUCAUCUCUCGACUCUGUUAAUUGUUUGGUACUACUGUGUGACGGGAAAUUCGGACUAGCAGUUUUUUUUUUCAGAACGGAUUACCAAGGGAUGUAAUCGAGGAAAUGGAAGUCUGCAGUCCCGGAUUAAACCCCACUGGAAUGGAAUUCUCACUGUGUCAUCUACUUCCCUACCAUGCUGCAGGUGAUGUGACCCUCAGAAAGGAUGUGGAUCGGGUUCUCAAUGGUGUUGACUGCGUGUUCCACCUCGCAUCAUACGGAAUGUCGGGGAAGGAGAUGCUCCAACCUGGGCGUACGGAUGAGGUAAACAUCAAUGGAACUUGCAACAUUCUGGAGGGAUGCAAUGAAUUCGGAGUGAAGAGGCUCGUCUAUGUCAGCACGUACAACGUGGUAUUCGGCGGGCAGGAGAUCGUGAACGGGAACGAAACCCUCCCAUACUUUCCGAUUGACGACCACGUUGAUCCGUAUGGCCGGAGUAAAUCGGUUGCAGAACAGCUCGUGCUGAGGAGUAAUGGCCGCCCUUCCAAGUAUGCCUGCUCUGCUUGCAUUUUUAUCAAGAAACUUGCAGAAUUGAAACCCUGUGGAACCUCGGUUAAGCUGAAAUUUAUGCAGAAUCGCUUUUGAUGGUCCAGGAAGAAGAAUGGCGCCUGUCUCUACACUUGCGCUGUUCGUCCUGCUGCUAUCUAUGGACCAGGGGAGGAAAGACACCUCCCCAGGAUUCUUGGCCUCGCGAAGAAGGGCCUGCUGUUCUUCAAAGUUGGGCAACCCAGUGUGAAGGCAGACUGGAUCUACGUGGACAACCUCGUCCUCGCCCUGAUAUUGGCGAGCAUGGGGCUUUUAGAUGGUAUCCCCAGCAGAAAAGGUCAACCAGUGGCCGCCGGCCAACCAUAUUUUGUUUCUGAUGGUAACGUCCAUUCCUCCAAGAGAAUCUCCUUCAAGUUUAUUUCUUUUUUGGCUGAGAGGACUGAACUAAUCAUCCAACCAUCGGUCCACAUCGAACCCUCCUUUUUCUUGAGCAAUCCAAGUAGCAACAGAGCUAGCAAGAGGGUUUGUUCUUCAGAAAAUGCUGUUUUUCUCCAAGAAAUUUAUGCAUUUUGUUGCAGGUUGUCCCAUCGAUACCUUUGAAUUCCUCAGCCCGCUGCUUCGGAGCCUGGACUAUGACUUGCCCAAGAACACUCUGCCUCUCAAACAGGCACUGUUGCUCGCCCGUACAAUCUCUGUCAUUUAUACUGUGUUGCGUCCAUGGUUGCAUUGUUGGUGGCUUCCGCAACCUUUCUUGCUUCCUGCAGAAGUACACAAGGUGAGUUGUUCGUCUUCUCUCCUCAAGAACCACAGAGGGAAUCCUCUGGCAUUCGCCCACGGGUUCCAUUGGGUGCCCUUCCCGAUAGAUCCACCAUAAUUUUGCUCGUAUUUAGCCAGGUCGACUGAUUUUUAGAGAAUGAUCCAAUUGGCCGGGUGUUAGUUCACUGGCGAUCGCGAAUAAAUAUCAGCGGAAGAAGAGCCGCUGUGGUGUGAGCCAGUUCGCCUCAUAUCUUCAACCCCACGAGCUUCCAUCUGUGACCGAAUUUAAAUAUCUUGGGCAGGUUGGAGUUACCCAUUAUUUCUCCUACCUGAAAGCGAAGGAGGAGCUGGGGUACAUUCCCAUAGUAUCCCCUCGAGAUGGAAUGGCGGCCACCAUCUCGUACUGGAAGGAGAAGAAGAUAAAGGAUGUGGGCGGCCCCGGCAUAUAUUCCUGGACUUUCUGCACAGUCGGGAUGAUUCUGCUCUUCUGCGCCGCCUUCCUCCCCCCUUGGGGGCCUCUGGCAUGGUUGAAAGCCCUCAACCUGUUCGUCUUCAGGUCCCUGUGGAUGGUCCGCUUCGUCUUCACCGUUGCGGCGGCUGCGCACGUGGGUGAAGCCGUCUACGCCUGGCGCCUGUCCAAGAGAGUGGACCCGGAGAACUCCGCGGCCUGGUUCUGGCAGACCUUCGCGCUGGGGUUCUUCUCCUUGAGGUUCCUGCUGAAAAAGGCCCGGCAGGCCAGGUGCGUUCCUCUGAUUCCCGCUAGUGCCCAGGCAAAUCGAUGA
This is a messenger RNA of Spirodela intermedia, 2439 nucleotides long. Lineage: Eukaryota; Viridiplantae; Streptophyta; Magnoliopsida; Alismatales; Araceae. The record is from the annotation of a GenBank genome assembly.